Messenger RNA from Dendroctonus ponderosae (mountain pine beetle), 4940 nucleotides. RefSeq lists its product as uncharacterized. The transcript is spliced from 11 exons. The coding region runs from base 400 to 4818 and encodes 1472 amino acids. The record is from RefSeq and is a predicted model, not a curated record. NCBI's taxonomy places the organism in Eukaryota, Metazoa, Arthropoda, Insecta, Coleoptera, Curculionidae.
UUGAGUAUCCUGCGAUCUGCAGGACAGCAACGUUUCGGUGCUCGUAGGUCGGUUGGUGCGCGAUUUUCAACCAUUCGACGUUGCCGCGUUGAAGGCGAUUUCAGUAGAAUCGGGAUACUUGCACAUUUUGCGGAUUUCAAGCAGAUUUUUGCUAAUCGCCAAACGAGCCGGCAACGCUGUUCGAGGCGUCAUUGACUGCUUACAGACCGGACCCGAAACCCAGCGAUUUCAUCAAAUCAGGAUUUGCUGGGCAGCAGCCGAAAACCUGCCGAAAAACACCGAUCCUGUGUCCCAUACAGGAAUGCGUGGUCACUGUUAUUGUAUCAAUCUCAAUAACACUUGACGACACGACCGGAACUCAGCGCGCACCAAUCACAGUGCAGCACUCACUUAGCUGACAUGGAAGUGGUAGCUGCGCCUCCCCCUCCUACGGGAGGAGUGCCAUUUCGGGAUCGGGACGUGCGCGAAUGGUCCCGAAUCGACUCGAUAACUGGCGCUUUGGAGCGGGCUCGUCUGGAGACUGACAGCUGGUCGGCCUCUACCAAAGAUGCGUCUCACCGUUAUGGAAAGGUAGUAGAUUCGAGGGCGCGAACAGGCGCCGAUGGUUCCCUGCAAGCUCAAGCCAGCAGGCAAUUGGAGGUGUUCCAAAGCAGGGCGGCAGGCGCCCACCUCCAAGUAGUUAAAACGAAGACGGUGAGCAGCAGCCGAUGGUCCGGAAAGGGCACGGAGUCGUCCAUCAAGGGAUUCGAAAAUUUACAGCUGCCGCUCAACCCUUUGGACCUCACGUCGGAAAAAUCCAAGGCCUCAGUGGGGCGUAGCGCGAACCGCCGCCCCCCCUCCAGACCUCAGCGGAACCCCGCCAAUGACCUCCACAGCCAGCUGAGAAGCGCCCACUUCACAGCCGCCACCAAUUUGCAUCGAGUGUCCAGACUGUGCCACCAUAUCCACGAAUCGGCAGUGCGGAACGCGUUCGGGCGAAAAUCGCCAUCAACAUCGCCACGCGGCAGUGCGGACGGGAGUGUGAGUGGCGUGGAAAUAACAGAAAUCGAAAGCAGUGUUACGAAUUCGAGCAGUGAUCUGAACGCGCAUUCGAACCUCGCCCGAACUAAAAGCAACAGCAGUGAGGAUGUUCAUCAGGUGCCCGAGGCGGAGUCGAGUGUGAAGAGCGUGGAGGAUCUGGAGGAUCUGGAGCAGCUGCAGAGCUGGAGGAGGAACUCGAAGGUGCGGCGCAGCCUGCAGAUUCCCGCGGCGCAAAAGGCGCCCACAGCCCAGCUGCCCGAGAAUGCCACAGUGAACGUGAAGAAACUGAGGGACGAGCUGGAGAAGGGGCGGCGCUUGACCACCGCUCUAAGGAACAACUCCAUAUCGACAGACCUGAACGCGCUGGACAACAUCAUCCAGUCAAUAUCCAGCGCCAGCUCGCUGGAGCGAAGCUCCACCGACGACAAUCUGGAUGAGGAGUGGCUGGCGAAGCACAAGCAGAAGCGAGAGUCGUUUGUGACUGUGGAGUCCCUUCAGGCAGUCAAGGGCAGGCUGCGCCACACCAGCUCCCCCUACACCAAGCUGGAGGACAGCGACGAUGGCAUAGUGAGCGAGGACCUGAACGACAAUCAAACCACCGUAAAGUCCUACAUUUACGGCAUGGAGAAGGCGCUCCACAGCAACAAAUCCGUGAUCGGAACCGGCAGCUUGGAGUCGCGCUCCAAACUCACCAACGGCACCGGCAGCCACAAAAGCGAAGACUGGUACAACCGGAGAAAAUCGUACGGCUUCGAGAAGGUCCAUGGCUCAGAAGAGGCGUCCUCCAUGCUGAAAGGCAAGAACCUGGUGGAGUCCAGCACGGACAGCGGCAUUUGCAGAUCGAGCGAAAUAAUGGUAGUCCCCACCGCCAUCAAUUCAGGCAGCGAAACCGAGCCGGAAGCGUGCCAAGCCAAUGGGGCGAGCUACGGAAAAGUCAGAAAGAUGACGAGCAUCUUCAACCAAGAGGACAGGGGCGCUGAGCUGGGGAAGGCCUGGAGGCAAACCAGCUGGAAGAGCAACGAAAUCAAGUCCACAACCAUCACCAUACCCAUAGUGAAGAACAACAACGUGGUGGACUUGUCGUGGAACGACCAGCCGGAGAAGGAGGGGAGUAGAGCAGUGGCGGAGCCACUGCAACUCCCCGAGGACGAGAACGCAACCAACGGAAGACGCGGGAAGAAAGUGGAGUUCUGCAAAACCGAGGUGCACUUUGCCGCCGAAAGCGGCAAAGUCAACAUCGUGGAAACAGACGAGAAACCUCCGCCCACCCAAAACUUCCGGAGGAGGCGCAGAAACUCCGGCCCCACCAGUGACUACCCGGAGGACUUCAACAAGAACGGCCUUCCAGUGCUUCACUUCGGCGACACCUCCUACGAGAAAACCAUGUUCGGCCUCCCCGAUGAGCCGGAAAAGACACCUUCAGCGUUUAGCGUGGUCACGGUGAACACCAGCAGCGACUACCAUACGGAGUACACGGACGAAGAGAGAAAAGACUUGAUGGCCGACAACGAUAAUCUGAAGGGGAUCUUGAAGAACAAGCCGGUGAAGCCCAGGCCGUACCAUCUGGGCCAGCUGGAAGACCCAGAGGGCUGGGGAGUGAAGUUGCGGCACGUUCCACAGGAACCAAAUGCGCCCAUCUGGAGAUCGACAGUCACUGUCCACAGCACCGUACACGAGCCGACGCCAGACCUGCCAGAGUUCCAGAAAUUGCUCAGAAACCUGCGUCCGACAACGAAGAAAACCGACUAUUUAUCCGACAACGAAAAUCGGUACUCGGACAGUUUUGCCCACGUCCGAAUGCUGCCGGCCGCUAAAGACAAUCGCCGCUCCUCCUGGUCAGUGGCGGACCGCGUGCCCCUCGUCGACGAUAUCCAGGAAAGCCGGGGGUACUCGACUAAGGUGAACUUCGGCGAUGGGCAAGCCACUGUUGUGCAGAGCGACCAAUCCACGUGGCCACGAAUGGAGAACCUAUCGAAGGACUCCAAGCAGAUCCUGAACAGGGGAUUGGUGGUGCGAAUAGGCCGAGAAGACUCGAUCUCGAAGCACACGGUGUGCUCGAAAAUGACGACGACCAGACAGUUGAAUAACAACACGACCACCACCACCAAGAUCACCAUCGAUCUGUCGCCUUCGCCGCCCACCUCCGACAAAACAUUCACUUUCACCAAAUUCAAACGAUCUCACCACUUGCAGCAUAGUUUUAAGUCCACGCCCCUGGUGCUCAACACGCUCAAGGACCGCAAAGCGGAGCCCAAUAAGAUCCCGCAGCAGUUGGAGGCUUUGAGGAAACUGUACGAGGACGUGGCCAGCGACGAUGGGGACAGCGACGCGGACAAAGAGGUGCAACGGUUGCUGAGCCGCGUAAGCGACAAAGAACUGACUAGUUUAGAGAGCGACGCCAGUAGCGUGGUGUCGGGUAGCUGGAGCAGGAUGAGGGCGUUCAAGAACCUGGCAGAAGCGGGCCGCAGUAGCUUUAAAGAAGCCAAGUCGAAAUUUGAUCUCACUAAUGCUAAAGAUAUCAAAGAUAACACCAACCCAACUCGUCCAAUGGAACCACCCGCUAAGGCCGGCCCCACCUAUAACAAGUACAGCAUCCCGACCAAUCACAGCAAGUACUCGCCAGUAGUUUUAAGAAAAUCGACGCUGUUUGCCACGACUGAACCGAAAGAACUGAUCCCUUCUGAGAACCGGACCGAAGAUUGCUCAAUUAACAAUAGUCGCAGCAGCGAGUUUAGGAACGUAGCGAACCACAAGGUGCCCGAUCAGAUGGUGCUCAGACAGCCCAAACAGUCCGAGAUGACCUACUUUGGUGUGGGUGUGAGCGCAGCCAGAGACGCUGUGAAGAAGCCGGAUCUGCUUCAGAACCAUCAGAAGCCUAGAAGGCCUACGCCUGAGCAGGAGAAGAAGCCGCCCCCUAUUUACGAGAACUUGAAAGGGGCGGGCAAGCCUUUGAAGUACCCCAAGCCCUCCAGCGGCAAGGAGUUUGAUGUGAGCAUUCUGGAUGAGCUCACCAAGGCGGCUGAUCAGAUUCUGCAGGUUUGCAAUGGCUACACUUCGGAAGACUGCCAGGCCAGACUGAGCUCGGACGAAGACGAACCGAAGAAACUGCUGGACACGAUUUCUGAGAGCAAGUCCUGGAAGAACUCCAGCCGGGACAUCGAGACGAAGAACCAGCUGCGAAUGCGGCCGACUUUAGCCAGCGCUGCCAAGGUCAAAGUGAAGCGCACCUCCUCAACGUCCUCACUGGACAGUUUGUCCAGGGACAGGAGGAAACCCGCCAUCAGGCCGGCAGCUGCUACCAAAGCAGCGGCGGAAAAGCCGAGGAGAAAGCCGGCCAGCGACGGGGCUUCCAGCAAGGCUUCAACAAAGGCGCGGCGCCUCCAGAGAGCCUCCAGCAGGGAGGCGCUGCUUCAAUCGCAUGGCAGUUCCUCCGAAGAUUUGCCGGCCAAUGUGGAGGCGCCAGUGCGCAAGCCGCGGCUUAUCAAGAAGACGAAAGCCACGCAGCUGACCAUGACCAGCGGGUUUGAGCUGAAGAAGCCGCUGCGGAAGCCCAAGGAGGAGAAUAUGGAGAAGAGCGAGGCCAGGAUAUUGCGGAGUCUUCCAGAGAUUCGCUACAAAACGGCAGUCUCCACCAUCACCAGCACGGUCGAGAAAUGCUCAAGGGAUCGCUCCAAAUCGAGGAAUGAGGAGGCGAAGUCGAGGGGUCACAGCCGAAGGGAGAGCAGCAGCAAAGGUAAGCAACUGCGGAACAAAUCGAGACAACCUUACCUCGCAAGAGGGCGUUUGUGGUCCCAAUAAAAGUAAUAUUUUGCCCCGAAUGACAACCCGAUAAAUGGAGAGAAGAGGUUUUAGUUGACGUGUGGUGCAUAUUUAGUUCCAUUGUAGUAAGUGGUUCCUUCGUGAUAAAUUUUUGAAAUUUG